Molecule: messenger RNA, 1327 nt
Organism: Wallemia mellicola CBS 633.66
Lineage: Eukaryota; Fungi; Basidiomycota; Wallemiomycetes; Wallemiales; Wallemiaceae
Product: FAD dependent oxidoreductase
Exons: 5
Coding region: 34-1296 (420 amino acids)
Cellular component (GO): mitochondrion
Molecular function (GO): (S)-2-hydroxyglutarate dehydrogenase activity; (S)-2-hydroxy-acid oxidase activity
Source: RefSeq, a predicted model, not a curated record
CUGAAGAGGAUAUUUCCUUACAAACCGCCUGAAAUGGCUGUAGACCAUAUCAUUAUUGGCGGUGGUGUUGUCGGUCUCGCUGUAGCUCAGAAGUUAUCGCAGAGAUUUCCGACUAGAUCGACAUAUUUAAUAGAAAGACAUCAGAGAGCAGGUGAGGAGACGAGCUCGCGUAACUCUGAGGUUAUACAUGCUGGUAUCUACUACCCUCAGAAUUCACUUAAAACUCAAUUAUGUGUUAGGGGACGUAAACUCCUAUAUGAACGCUGUAAAACACACAAUAUUGACCACAAAAAGACAGGAAAACUUGUUAUUGGUACAUCAGCAUCACAGUAUGCAUACCUUCGUAAAUUACAUGCGCAUACCCAGCUACCAGAAGUCAGUGUACCUACACAGUUGAUAUCAGCCGACCAAGCACUCGACUAUGAACCUGACUUGUCAAAAUCAGUCACAGCAGCUCUAUACAGCCCAGAGACGGGUAUCAUAGACUCACAUGGCUUAAUGGAUUCAUUUGAACAAGAUAUAACUGAUGCGGAGUCAUCUGAACUCGUCUAUGGUACAAAUGUAGUUAGAAUAGACCCGUAUAAUAUCGAUAAUGUAAGUAGGAAGGGUGAAGGAGAUGAUCGCGGUUAUGUCGUACAAAUGCUAACCGAGGGAUCGGAUACGACAGAUGCGUUAUUGGCUAGAAGUGUUAUCAAUUGUGCGGGAUUAAAUGCACAUACUAUGCUAAAUAUGGUUUUACCUGAAAACGAGCAACGCAAAAUAUGGUAUGCUAAAGGAAACUGGUUCCAAUAUAAGGGACCGGGCGUUGAAAAUGUCUCACAUUUGCUGUACCCUUGUCCUGAACCAUCUUUGGCUGGAUUAGGUACUCACCUUACACUUAGCCUUGACGGAAGCGUCAAAUUUGGACCUGACGUAGAGCAUCUUCCCGAAUCAGAUGCUAUUGACUAUUGGAAAGAACACUUGAAACCAUCUGAGAAGAACUUACCAAAGGUUAUAGAAGCAGUACAGAAGUACCUUCCAGGCGUAAACCCAGAUGGAUUCUCACCAGAUCAAGCCGGCCUGAGGGUUAAAAGAAAUCAACCGUCGAGCAACCAAUUUUCAGACUUUGAGAUCGUACAUGACACCGAGAAUACACCUGGAAUGAUAAGCUGCUAUGGUAUAGAAAGCCCAGGAUUAACUGCCUGCAUGGCUAUCGCUGAGGAAAUUGAGCGUCGACUGACGAAUGAUGUUUGGGGCGCAGGUAGAGGAAAUAGAGUCUCGGAGGCUGGAAACAGUAGUUUAAAUGAUUGGGCCUAGUUUUAUGUAUUUUCUAUGAAUUAUCUAUGAA